AUGCCGAGCGAGUUUGGUGAUUCCGACCUGGACGAUUUUAUUGUGACGAGCCAGGACUCUGUUUUUGAUCCCCCCGACAAGGAUGCGGAUUCCGCGCGUUCCCCGAAGAGAAGACGUCUGAAUAAUGGUGCUACUGCGCGAAAAUCGACAGAAGCAGGGAAUAAAAUCCAAUCAAGUGAAUAUGGAUCUGAUGACUGGGAUGAUGAUCUACCUACGCCGUGUCGCUCACGUGGAGACUCUGGAUUCGAGGAGAGUGAAGAACAGCGUUCGAAAUAUAAAAUAUACGUGCCAAAGAAGACAAUAAGCAUUCAAGAAAACACGUUCGUGUCGCAAACGCAACCGCAUUCCAGUCCAUCGCAUAUUCGAGGUCCGAGAUGGAGGAAGCCAGAAAUACCGGUAUACGCUGGUCAGCAAGCGAUUACUCCGCAAACGAGUGUCAAUAACACCACAGGCGAAGAAGACGACGAUCUCCGGGCAGCUAUAGAGGCUUCAAUGCAUUCUUUUGAAGAAGAGCGUGGAAGUCGGCCAGAGUUGGAUGAUGACGUGGCUGAUGUUUGUGCGCAAACAGGAUCUAGCUCAAAACAGGCAGCAACUUCUUUACAGCAAGAUGGGGGCUUCGAUCUCGAUGAUAUCCCAGAGGAUGCAUUUGAUUCAUCUCCAUGUUUGUCACCUCCAGGUGAACUUACAACGUCAACCUCGACCAGACCAAUACAGUCACAGAGGACGAAUCUCCGACAGACAACCCUAUUUCCGUUAGCUACACGAGACUCAACCCAAGGAAUUCGAAACGUGUCUCCACCGCCGAGAGACGAGCCACCGACACAUCACAAACUGGAUCAGCAUGAGCUGAAUACUUGGGGAUUGUUUCACAACCUUUUAGUGGCUCUUCCUACCGGCCUUGGAAAGACAUUCAUCGCUGCUACGGUGAUGUUGAAUUGGUUCAGGUGGACAAAGGAUGCUCAAAUAGUUUUCACUGCACCGACGAAACCCUUGGUCUCCCAACAAGUCACGGCAUGUUUGGGUAUUGCCGGUAUACCACGUUCACAUACCACUCUCCUUACGGGUAAUAUUCCUCCAGGAACUCGUGCCGAGGAAUGGCAAACGAAGAGGGUCUUCUUUAUGACACCUCAGACUCUUAUUAAUGAUCUCAAAACGGGUAUCGCAGACCCGAAGCGUAUCGUUUUGCUGGUCGUUGACGAGGCUCAUCGGGCUACUGGUGGUUACGCUUACGUUGAAGUCGUCAAGUUUCUGAGACGUUUCAAUCAGAGUUUCCGAGUACUAGCACUCACUGCAACUCCCGGCUCUACCGUGGAAGCGGUUCAAGCUGUCAUUGACGGUUUGGACAUAUCCAGAGUGGAGAUUCGUACCGAGCAAUCAUUGGACAUUAGAGAGUACGUACACGCACGCAAUGUUGAUGUACAAACCUUUACGAAUUCGGAAGAGAUGACUCUCUGUAUGGAUCUUAUGACCGAGGCACUGCAACCAUGUGUUGAUCAGCUGCGAAAUAUGAACGCUUACUGGGGACGUGAUCCAAUGAUGCUCACUGCGUAUGGCCUGACCAAGGCCCGACAGCAAUGGAUGGCCUCUGAUGCAGGUCGAAAUGCAAACUUUGGUGUGAAAGGCAAAGUCAAUGCUUUGUUCACAGUGCUUGCUAGUUUGGCACAUUCGAUAGAUCUGUUGAAGUAUCAUGGCAUUGUCCCGUUUUAUAACCAUUUGGUAUCGUUCAAGUCGAAUACGGAUGGCCAGAAAGGGGGCAAACAUCAGCGCGCUAUAGUCCAGGAUGACAAUUUCAAGAAGCUUAUGGAUCGCCUUCAACCCUGGUGCCGAGAUCCUGAAUUCAUCGGACACCCUAAGCUGGGAUAUCUCAGAGAAAUAGUUCUGAACCAUUUCAUGGACGCUGGAGAAGGGACUAAUGGCACAUCAAAUACGAGGCUCAUGAUUUUUGCCCACUUUCGUGACAGUGCCGAGGAGAUUACAAGAGUGCUCAGGCGCCAUGAACCCAUAAUUCGUCCACAUGUCUUUGUAGGACAAGCCAGUGCCAAGGGUUCAGAGGGUAUGGAUCAAAAGACUCAACUAAGUGUUAUUGAGAAGUUCAAGAAUGGUACAUACAAUACCAUUGUCGCAACAUCAAUUGGCGAGGAAGGUUUAGAUAUUGGUGAAGUGGACCUUAUUGUGUGUUACGAUUCCUCUGCCAGUCCGAUCCGAAUGUUGCAAAGAAUGGGACGUACCGGACGUAAGCGUGCUGGAAACAUUAUUCUGCUGCUGAUGCAAGGAAAGGAAGAAGAGUCGUAUAUCAGAGCGAAAGACAACUAUGAAAAGAUGCAAGAACUCAUUGCUAGCGGCUCUCGGUUUGAAUUUCAUGAUGAUAAAUCGGCACGCAUCUUACCCAAAGACCUGAAGCCAACAGUGGACAAGCGUGUUGUUGAAAUUCCACCUGAGAACUCGCAAGAGGACCUUCCUGAGCCGAAGAAGAAAGGGCGCGCUCCGAAACGACCUCCUAAGAGGUUCCACAUGCCAGAUGGAGUCGAGACUGGCUUCACGAAAGCAUCUCGGAUUAGUGAAGGCGUUGAUAUUCGCAGCAUGCUACAAGGUGAGAAAGGGAACAAAUCGAAACCGAAGAAGCAAAGAACACCUUGUCCUGUUGAAGUAGUCAAAGUGCCCUCUUCUGGGGAAGUGACAUUGACGCCCGACGAAGAACAUGAACUGGAGCUUAGAUACCGCAAUGUUGGUGGCACCACACCUCAAUUUAUCUGUCGACCCCGUAAUGACGCUUUUCCCAGAUUGCAGCGAAUCUCUAGGCCAACAAAGUUGGUACAGCACGGAUCAUUUACGCGACGAAUGGUGGGCGUUUUGCAAAAGAUGAAUGCCACAUCGCUCGACUGCGAUGAGAAAUAUGAAUCGAUUAUUGAGGACAUUCGACACAAGGCUAGUACAAUGCCGAGAAGAGAUACGACUACUGCCACCAAGAGAUCAGGAAAAUCUACAACGUCCAGUACUUUGCCGAUGAACUCAAAACGCAAGAACAGCAAUACCGUCCGACGAGCAAAAAGCCCAUCUCCUGCACGCCAAACGAACACUAUAUCUCCAGAUUCUCCAUUGAUGUGUUCGCAAUAUGAUGCCACCGAGGACGAGAAUAAUUACAAACCGUUCUUUGUCUCUCAAAUAAGUGGUAUGGAUGAUUCAGGUUCUGAUUUACCAGAUAUUGAAACACUCGUGCGGGGAGUUGAUUCCAGAAAGUCAAAAUCGAGACCGACAGUGAUUGAUAGUGAUGAUGAUGACGACGAUGAUUUUGAUUUCUUCAAUUAAUAAUACAAAUUUAUGCUUCUUGAACACAUUUUUUGAUAUCUAUGACCUGUUCUCAAACUGGGUUGAAGAGCAUGUAAAUAUUCUUUACUCCUACAGUUUUAACUCAACCAAUGCCUUCAUUUCCUGUAUG
Messenger RNA from Talaromyces stipitatus ATCC 10500, 3436 nucleotides. RefSeq names its product DEAD box helicase Mph1, putative. The transcript is spliced from 2 exons. Gene Ontology annotation, biological process: double-strand break repair via synthesis-dependent strand annealing; replication fork reversal; interstrand cross-link repair. Gene Ontology annotation, molecular function: four-way junction DNA binding; 3'-5' DNA helicase activity; ATP binding. The coding region runs from base 1 to 3306 and encodes 1101 amino acids. The record is from RefSeq and is a predicted model, not a curated record. NCBI's taxonomy places the organism in Eukaryota, Fungi, Ascomycota, Eurotiomycetes, Eurotiales, Trichocomaceae.